Messenger RNA from Coccomyxa subellipsoidea C-169, 3584 nucleotides. RefSeq lists its product as hypothetical. The transcript is spliced from 18 exons. Bases 1 to 2790 code for a protein of 929 amino acids. Gene Ontology annotation, cellular component: ribonucleoprotein complex. Gene Ontology annotation, molecular function: RNA binding. The record is from RefSeq and is a predicted model, not a curated record. NCBI's taxonomy places the organism in Eukaryota, Viridiplantae, Chlorophyta, Trebouxiophyceae, Coccomyxaceae.
AUGGCGGAGAAGGACAAUGCAGCGGAACUGCUAGAGCAGCAUCCGGACGAUGCGGAUGACCUUGAGCCACAGGACGAGGACCAGCUUGAGGAGCAUCAAGGCGAGGAUGGCAGCGGAGACCAGUGGGACCUAGGUCAAGAAGCCGACGCUGAUUUUGGCGUUGAGUCCCAGGACGAGGAGAUGAAUGGGGAUGGUGAAGGGGAGGAAAUUGACUAUCCAGAAGACGGUGCUGGCGACCAGGCUGAGCUUGCAGGGGCAUCCCAGGAGGAGGCUGAGCAAGUUGAAGCUGAUGCCAAUUGCACGGAGGAGACAGGCAAGGAUGCAGAUCAGGAGCAGCACAAGGAGGCUGCCACGCAGAAUGGGGACGCUCAGAAAGAAUUCAGGACACCCCAGAAGGCAAAGAGGCAGAGCGAGCCUUCGCCGCCUCAGGAGUGGGAACUCUUUGGGGAAAUUCCCCCACGCAUGCUGCCCUCCCCUCUCAUCAAGGUGGUGAAUGUGCCAGGCAAGAGCGUGCCGGACAUCAAUGAGGAUUCUCUUCGCACUCUGUUGGAGGCGCAGGGCCUCAGCGUGCACAGCAUUGCCUUCGACUCACCAGGCGGAUCCGACACCAAGCGCUUUGCCUACGUGCGCCUGACGCCCCAGCCGCCGCCAUGGCUGGCCAAAUCCGAGCCUGCUGCAGAGGAGGCUGCAAAGGAGCCGGAGGGUGAAGAAGAGAAGAAGGAGGGGGACGAAGAAAAGGGCCGGUCUUCGCGCAAGCGCAGCCGGGGAAACGGCUUCGGCGGCAGCGGCGGGCAGUCUAUAGAGUCGCUGGCGGAGGCGGCUGUGCGGAAGCUGAAUGCUGUGGAGCCCAAGCUGGAGCUGGCUGGCCAGACGCUGCAGUUCAUCGCCCACCGCGAGCAGGUGACGCUGUUCAUUGGCAACCUGACGGAGGAGUGGCAGGACGUGGACCGGCUGGAGAAGGACCUGGGGCAGCAUGGGCAGGUGGAGCGAGCCUUCAUCGCCUACAACGCCCAGGGAGAGUCCAAGAACUACGGUAUAGUGGAGUUUGCGGUGCCGUACAUGGCUUUGAAGGCCAAGCGCGCGCUGGACGACGUGGAAGCUUCCAUGCGGCCCGAUACCAGUCGCCGCGCCGAGCGCGAGGCCGGCGGCCGCGUCGAGCAGGUCAAACUGCUGCGCUCCGAAUUCGCCGCCAUCAAGAGCGUGCAGAGCCAGUUCUCACGCACCCUCUUUGUCUCCAACCUUCCCCAGAAGUACAAGGACGUGAGGGAGCUGCGCUCAAUCUUUGAGGAGUUCGGCGGCAUCUCAGACAUCAACAUCCCCGUCAAUCAAAUGACUCAGCAGUCGCGCGGCUUUGCCUUUGUGGAGUACAAACGCAGCGCCUACGCCGAUGCUGCGUAUAGGUUCUUCUGCGCCAAUCCGGAGCACAAGACGCUGGGCAAGCUGCUGACCGCCGGGGGGCCGGCGGUGGCGGCCGGCCGUUCAACGGUGGCGGCGGCGGCGGGGGGUUCAAUCGUGGCGGCGGCGGCGGCCGGCCGGGCGGCGGGUUUGGCGGCCGGCCGGGCGGCGGGUUCGGCGGCCCGAUGGGCGGCCGUGGCGGGCCGCCACUCGGCGUUGGACCGGGCGGCUUUGGGGGCCCUGUGGGUGGCCCGGGCAUGCGUGGAGAUGCAGCAGAUCCAGAUGCAGCGGCAGGUGCAGGCGCAGGUGCAGCGGCAGAUGCAGGCUCAGCAGGCCACGCUGCAGGCGCAGCUGCGCGCUGCCCAGCAAGCCGCCCAGCAGGCCCAGCAGCAGGCCGAGCAGUUCCAGCGCGCAGCCACCCAGGCGCAAGCCAAGGCCGCGGUGGAGGCAGAGGCGCGCAAGCGAGCAGAGGAUGAGGCGCGGCGGGCGGCUGCACGCAUCCGCUCCCCGGGAUCCACCAGCACUGCAUACAAGCGCCAGCCACCCGUCCUCAAGGGCGGCCGAGGAGGGGGACGCAUGGGAGCAGGGAACGCCGCGGGCUUCCAGGCCGGCAUGGACACGGCCGGCGCGGCGACAGCCGCCGGCGGCUACGGGGCCGACGCAUCCGCGGCGGCCACUUACGGGCCGCAGGCCGGUUACGGGGAUGUUACGGGGCAGGCUGCGGCAGGCUACGGGGACGCCAGUCAGGGCGCAGCCGCUGCCGCUUAUGCUGCACAAGCCAGCCAAGGCUAUGGACAGGCCGCCUACGGAGCGCAGACCAGUUACGGCGACCAGUCAGGUUACGCUGCUUAUGGAGCAGACAAGCAGGACCCAGCUACCGCAGCAGCAUACGCAGGGUACCAGGGCUACGGUCAGACGGCGGACGCCAGCGGGUACGGGCAGGGUGCGGCCGACGCGAGCAAUUACGGAAACUACACGAGCGGCUACGGCACCACCACAAGCACUGGCUACGGGCAGGACGCCGCAGCGGCCAGCGCGGCCUACUCUGGCUACGGCGCUACCGCUGCGACCGGCGCAUCUGCCGGCUAUGGCAGCCAGGGGUAUGAUGCAAGCGGAGGCUAUGGAUCGGCCGCGUACGGGGCGCAGGGCGGCGGCUACGGGCAGCAGGCUGCGGGCUAUGGAACCGAGCAGGCUACAGGCGGCGGCUACGGCGCACAGGCCGGCUACGGACAGCAAGCCAACUAUGGGCAGCAGCCGGCUCAGGCCGACUAUGGCGCGGUUGGCCAGAAGAGGGAUGCCUCUGGUUACGACGCCGCCACUGCAGCACAAUAUGGAUACGGCGGAGUCUAUGGAGCACAGACUGGAGGUAACAAUGCCAAGCGCUCCCGCUUCUGAGCAGCUGCUUGCCAGCACAGCAGGAGGGCCCAACGGCAGGACCGGUGACUGGCUUGCUGACAACCUGCAUCGGAAAGUUCUAACAGGUGAGUGCAGGCAGCAGUAAGCAGCCCUGCAUGUCACAGGUGCAAGAGGUAUCGGCUUCAACAGAAGACAGCAGUCUGCUUUGCAGAGUGUCCCUCUGGCGGCCGAUCGGCACCCAAUCAAGAUGAUCUUGUGGGCAAGGAGUGCUGCUAGCCCGUCUUUGUUGUGUCCCCUUGCAAGGGGCAGAUUGCCCCUUUGGAUGGAGCAGAAGACAGGACAAGUUCCUUUGCCUUGUGGAUGAACGUGCGGAGUGCACAGUUGGACCUUGAGAGAGCGAAUGAGCACCCUGACUGAGCAACGUCUCUUCAAGUGCCUGGAGAUCAGCAUAGCUUGUGCAGCAGAGCUUGCAGCUCUUUUGACUUGGGAGGAAUCACACAACCUUGGCAGAGAUGGCUGCAUAGUAGUGUUUAUACAGCAAUUGCAGCACCUAGUGUUCAUACAGCAAGUCAGGAGGCAGAUAACUCCUGACAGAUUUGCCGCGAGAUAUCUUUGAUUGAAAGGUGUACCUAGAUCCAUAGCAGUCUGGGAGCAAGUCGAUCUGCUAAUGCGCAAGAUUUGUUUUUGCGAUUGUCAUGACACCUGCACUUACUAGAGGCGCCGCAGAUGGACUGCCCACGUUUUAUUCCUGAGAUAUGCGAGUGCUAGUUCGAUUCUAAAAUCCUGUGCUGGGUGUUGGGUCUUGACAACCUUUGUAAUUAUCUCUGGGAUGC